ACCUCCCUCACGUCACCCGCAUUCAUUCAUUGUUCAUCUUGCGAUAGAGUAGACCGGCUUGGACAAUACCGUUGAAUUAUCCUCAACUUCGUGCGGCUCUAGAUUUAUGUUCACAUGAGCCGUUUCCCACCUACGCAAAGGAUUCCUACAACAUCUGCCCGCUGCCUAGAGCUUGACGCACCUGCGUCUCCGCAGUCAUGACGGCUGGACUGAAAACAAUCAUCGCGCUCUCCUUUGUUCUCGCCAUUGGCUUUCUCCUCGUUAUCCUCUCUUCGGCUCUCUGGCACAACUUCCUGCCACUUACUGUUGUUGCGACCUACGUUAUUGCGCCGCUCCCAAACUGGAUCUGUUCAAGAUGCGCAAAUCCAGAUGACUUUAUGGACAGCUCCGGCAAUGCGGCCGCUGAUUUUGGCCGUUUCUUGACCGGAUUCCUAGUCUUAAUGGGCAUUGCUCUCCCAGCCGUUCUCGCGCACAGCGGUGCGAUCCAAGUACCUGCUAUGAUUAUGUCCGUCGUCGGCGGUCUGUUGAUUUAUGGAACGAUCAUCAGUUUCUCAAUGUUUUUCCGAGAACAAGAAGAAUUCUGAGUACAAGAUAUGUUGCGAUGAAAGGAUGCAGAUCUUAUUUCCGGAACAUUGAGCUAUUAUUAUUGCGAACCCUCUACAGACCUGUGUCGCAUAUCGAGAGAAUCCCUGUUACUUAUCAUUUCCAAUGUUUCAAUGCUUGAAUGGAUGUUUCUUUCUUCGACGUAUGCUGGGAGUUUUUGAUGUGGGCUUCGUGCGAUAUUCUGCCCUUAUUGGCUGUCUUUUAUUCGGCGAUACGAUUAUUUGAUGUAUUAUAGCCACUUCUGCAAGGUUAUAAAUAGAGCUUGUAAACCGGA
Molecule: messenger RNA, 877 nt
Organism: Aspergillus versicolor CBS 583.65
Lineage: Eukaryota; Fungi; Ascomycota; Eurotiomycetes; Eurotiales; Aspergillaceae
Product: Vps55 family protein
Exons: 3
Coding region: 198-584 (128 amino acids)
Biological process (GO): late endosome to vacuole transport via multivesicular body sorting pathway
Cellular component (GO): Vps55/Vps68 complex; endosome
Source: RefSeq, a predicted model, not a curated record